This is a messenger RNA of Rhipicephalus microplus (southern cattle tick), 5454 nucleotides long. RefSeq lists its product as uncharacterized. Gene Ontology annotation, molecular function: protein binding. The record is from RefSeq and is a predicted model, not a curated record. Lineage: Eukaryota; Metazoa; Arthropoda; Arachnida; Ixodida; Ixodidae.
GCGUUCCUCCCCGCGGGUGGGGGACCGCGGCAUCCGGGUCACCACGACGUCGUCCUCGCGGGAUCCCGUCGUCAGCAUGUGGGCGCAGGUGCAGCUGUCCAGCGCCCCCGGCGGCGAUGCUGCCAACGGCGACGGCUCUGCGGCGACCGACGCCUGCAGCAAGGAGUCACCCGCGCCCAGCUCGCGCUCCAAGCACGCCAUGUGCAUCUCGCAGGACGGCUGCUUCUACCUGCUCGCCGGUCGCUCGGCAAACCUGCCGCUCAAGGACCUCUGGAGGUUCGACCCGGUGCAAAGUCGCUGGGAGGAAGUUCGUUGCCGAGGAAGCCGACCUCCUUGUCUGCAAGAGCACACCGUCGUCUCCUGGAAGGGCAAGUUGUACGUGUUCGGCGGUGAAGUUGGCUUCGCGUCGACUGGCGAAACGCCGCUCUGGAUAUUCGACACAGGUAGCAGCACGUGGCGGAAGCAGUCGGGGGGCGGCGAGCGCCAGCGCCCCAGCGGCCGCAGGGGCCACACGAGCGUGGUGUACAACGGCGCCAUGCACGUGUUCGGCGGAUACCAGGACCUGCGGGGAUCUUCGUCCCAGCUGUGGGCCUUCCGAUUCGACACUGAGCAAUGGGAGUUGACUUGCGGCGAAGGCGGCGUUGGCGACCACCCCCCGGCGAGACACAACCACUCGUGCGUGGUGCACCAGGGCGCCAUGUGGAUUUACGGCGGACUGACGGAUCUCCACGAACGGGCCGACUUCUGGUCUUACCACUUCGACACGGGUCGCUGGAGCCGGAUACGACAACCGAAAGGCGCUCCUGCCGAGCUACAUGGUCACGCUGCGGUGCAAGCCCACGGCUUCAUGUACCUCUUCGGCGGAGAGCGGGCGGGCGCUGCCAACAACGAUCUGUGGAGGUUCCACUUCGCGAGCGAGACGUGGGAGAAGGUCGCGGUGGAAGGCACCGUGCCCACACCCCGGUGUCGUCACGUGGCCCUGGUCAACCCGGGACUGGCCACGUGGGCCGACCGCGUGUGCGCUGCCAAGGAGGACGAGGAAUGUGUCGGCGGCACGGCGCUGCACCGGCCUCGUUGGCACGGCAGGGCCGCCUCGUUGCGCUUCAAGGUGCACCCGGUGUCCAGGCUGUGCAGCAAGAACACGGGCUCGCAGGACGACGACGAGGACGACGACGUCGGCUGCGCGUACGGUGGAUGCGGCGCCCAGGUCAAUCUGAGGUCCCUGAAGGAGAAGCUGUCCAGCAGCCGGCUGGUGCGCAGCAUCUCCAGCGGCAACUACUCCGUGAGCGGCGCCGCACGGCGAGACGAGACCGAGAAACUGCUCGAAGGGGCGGACCCGGCGUCCGGCGUGCCCACGCCGCAGGCCAUUCAGAAGUCGGCGAGCACCGACGCCGUCCUCGAGGCCUCCGACAGCAGCGGCGAGUCGACGCCCCAGCAGCGCAAGCGACCGCUGAGCGUGCGAGUUCGGCCCCUGUCCGAGAUUCUGCCGCGCAACAGGGACUGCUCGGUGCCCGUGCCGCCCGGAAUGCUGAGUCCACCGCCGCAGGGCGGCAGGUCCCGACGCAUCACCAGUUCGCAGAGCUUGAACACCUUCAACGUGUCUUCCUCGGCGGCGGCGGUGCCUGCCCGUUCCGGCGCCAGCUGCUGCUGCACGCCCACCGCCACCACCGGAGGUGCCAGUGACCAGCAGCACACGCCGUGCGAGAACGCCACCGACCCGCGCGCGGACCUGCUCAUCGACCUCGACCACAGCAACGUCAGGUACCGCGUGGGCGGACCUCGACGCUCCACGAGCAGCUACACGUGGUUCUCGGACGCGAGCAGCUCCGGUGCUCCGGCCAGCUCGCCUCUGCAGCUGUCGCACAGCGCGUCCCACUGCUCGGGCUACUACUCGUUCGCCGAGGACGACCCGGAGCUGCAGCGAGACAUCAUGCACUUUCUCACGGGACACGGACCCCGGUCGCGGCCCUCGUCGCUCAACUCCGCCACGGCCGCCGCCAUCGAGCUGAGCACGUUCAGCGCAGCAGCCCAGCCGGGAAUACAGGUGGUGAAGGAGCGUGCGCGCUCCUGGGACCGCGUAUCCCAGCGAACUCCCACCGUGUGCAGCCAGACGGCCGUGGUGGUGUCCAAGCGGGCGCCCAUCCAGGCCAUCAAGGAGGAGAGCUGCCAGAGCACGCCUGUGCGCCUUCGCAGUGCCACCGGCCGAUCUGGACACGGCAGCCCGCCCGGGGGACGCACCGAGCUGCACCAGUGGCGCCUCUGCUUUUACGUGUUUGGAGGCCGAGAGCAGGGCGCACCGGGGCUCUAUCGACAACCCAUCUCCAUCUGGAAGCUCUACGUCUGAAGAAGCCGCAUUAGCCCUAAACGCAGUGCUGCACUUCUUGUCCCAUACGCCUCGCAACGUCCGUCGACCACUGAGAAGCAAGAAGCAGCUGCGGGCCCCCUUCUGCCCGCAAUAAAGGGACCCAGCCUUCUGCAGUGGACAUUGCCUUGCCGACUAUAAAAACGAAACCGUGAAAAGAGCUACGCUCUUUGAUUACUGUCGCAGUGCAGGCAAUGAAGAAUGGCCGCGAUGACGUGGGAAAUCGGUGAAUUCUGCGCUAAUGUUAUGUUGCAGUCUAUUGGUGGGUGUUUUGCUGUCGGCACCCUUUCUUGAAUGUGCUGCAUUCACAGACUGAAACGUGACUUUUUUUUACGACUUCUAUGAGCAGUUACUCAUGAUGAGCAGGUCAUGUCGCUGUAGAUCUGGUUGCUAAAAGCCAAUGCUGGCUCUGACGUAGAUUUCGAGUCAAAAUUAUGCCGAUUGUUACACCGAGACAUUGUAAAAGAAAGCACGUGCAUUACAUUGCCCUGAAUUUUUGCAUUUCAAUCCAUGGAUGACGUAAACGUGUGGGUCUGCGGUUGACCUCGGGGUCUUGUCUUUACAGUGCAUUUCUAUUCUACUGGUGUAAUGCCGGUAGCAAGCACAGCACGUCCAGAUCUUAGAAGAGCAUUAUCGGUACAGAGCUCUGGCGUCGAUUCAGUGUCCCAGUUGUGCGUUUUUAUUUAUUUGGUGAGGUCACGAAUAAGCCUAUGCAACUUUAUGUUGCUCUUUUCAUUGUAUCGCUCAUUUUAGGAGAAGCGGCAUAAAUUUCUGUGCAAAAUGUCAGGUAACUCGUCAAGCUUGAGUAGGACUACUGGUCAAGCUUGCGUCGGACCAUUCAAUGUUGCACAAAUAGGGGAAUGGCAGCUACUCUAUUUCCCGCUCUUCUUUUUUUUUUUUUGAUUAUUGUUAAGCAUAUAAUGUAUCAGAGCUGAAAAAUUGACUGUUUUCAAAUUUACUCGCAAAAAAGAGAAAGCCGAAAUUUUUAGUCUUUCUAGUACAUGAAACGAUUUGCUCUAUUGGAUGUUUUGGUGAAGUAUGUAGCUUAGAAAAAUUUGAUUUCACCAGACAUUGAGGGCGUGUAGACUAGGCACUAGGAAAGUGUGCUAAACUAUUUAAAUGUCUUAGACACGUGGCAGUAAUUUCACUUGCAUGCUCUGCUUCAUCAUUAAGCUAUUCACUGACUCUGCCCGUUUUCACCAAUUGCUGAUGCUCCGUCACUUUAAAUAUAAUUAUGCAAAAAUAAUAUUUCUUGCUGCAUGCGACGUCUGUUUAAUGUGAUGAGCUCACAGAAGGUGUGAUGUAGUUGGGCGACUUUGUCUUCCAAGUCUCUCAUCCUAUUGUCUCUCCUCAUUAUUUGUUUUGCCUCUGCACUUCGAAACCGUGAAAUUGCACCUUUUUCUGAAUGCACAAUCUACAUGACUGAGUUUCUGUGCCAUUUCUGAGAUCACAGGUACUGUUUUGUUAGAAGCUUUUCUCAGUUGUUGUCAUGUUGUAGGCUUCACUUUUUUAUAAGAAUGCCUCAUGGCUGUACCCUUCCUUAGUCACAGUGUAGCAACCUUCAAAAAAAAAGCUAUCCAGAUAAAUGGCUUAACAAUGAAUUGAUAGCCAAAUUUUUUUGCUUUACUAUGGCAAUCACCAUGAGAUGCAUGCUGUGAAACACUAUCUUGUCUUCAAUACUAUAUUCGUCACCUUUCUGAAGCUGGACCGUUUCAUUCGAUUUUGCAUGCUGAUAUGAACUCCUGCUAAUACAUUAAAUGAUUGCAACGACCUCAUUCAUACAAAUGUCCAAGCUAAACUCCACUCAUUAUGUUAUCCCAAAACGAAAAACAAAUUGUCAUUCUGGAAAUAUUGAUCUCAGUUCUUGUUUCGACGAACAUUUUUUCUCGCUUGUUUCUAUUGUUGUGGUGUUAUAAUCAACCCUAUGAUGAUGAUGUGUCGAAUCUCAACAGCCGAGUCGUCGACAUCGUGAAGGUGUGGCAUUUGUCGUGAGAAGCUUUCACAUGAUGUGCAAUAUAGAACUAUAGGUACAACGAACUCAAAGGAGCCUUCUUUGAAAGGGAAAGAGGUUGUAUUGUGUUUAGCCUGCAAUUUCGAAUUGCCCUUGAAGUACAAUACCUUGUUCCUACUCAAUGAAUUGGCAUUACACUGGUCCCCGUUUUCAGUUUGCCGCAGAACUGGCACUCUUCUCUGCAUGUGUCAGAUCUGUCGUUGAUGACUCACUGAAUUGUCCAUUCAACUGUAGUCUCCAAGGCUCUUGGCGUGGGUGUAUCAGUGUAUGCUUUAAAGUGUGAAAAAAAAAAUUCUUUUUUCAGAACCAAUCCCUCAGAUAUGCCCUCGCGGGUUACCGUGCCGUUGCUAUUGACACGGGCUCCUUUUUUGGUGUGCAUGCUUGUACUUUAUUCGGCUUUUUCUCGUAGAAUCGAAGCAAAAGUCCAAGUGUAUUUAUGUGAAAUGGCAAGGUUGACACUUGUCUCAGCUUUUGCUGUCCAAAAAAAAAGAAAUGGUAUUUUUUAUUAUGUCACACUGAUGAGUGCAUUGGACCAUGAUAUACAAAAAUUCUCACAUAUUUAAAUUCAGGAAAUGUUUAUUUCUAAAAGGUUUUUAUAAUUUUUUAUAUUUCUAUUUUGCUUGUAUUAUGUUAUUGUGCAUUUUGUAUGACUCCUCCUUUUUGGACAACACAGUGACCUGCGAGACAACUAAAUUCUUAGUUGGAGCCAGCAAUAUACAGUACGUCUUCGAGGAUCUUAUUGUCUGUUAUGAGUGUCCAUCUGAAAUUGUGCGAGAAAGAAAGAUGCAGUCAUCUUAAAUCUCUGUUACUCUUCAUUGAAAGUUUCUUUAUCAUUUGGAGAUUUAAGAACAGGGUUAUUUAUUUGGAUCUGCACUGGAUGUAUCAUACUAUGACAUUUUUUUCAAAUCUAAUAGAAUUUGAGCCAUCUGUCCAACUCCAAAUGUGAGGCCUGUUCAGGUUGAGAACACUGUUUAAAAAAUGUCCUGUUGAUUCCUCUUGCUAAACAGCCCAUUAAUUUUUAAUCUGAUUACACAACAGUAAAUGUGUGCCGGUAAAAGAAGAUAAAGUAUGUGCGCAAAAA